Molecule: messenger RNA, 2805 nt
Organism: Symbiodinium sp. CCMP2592
Lineage: Eukaryota; Dinophyceae; Suessiales; Symbiodiniaceae
Source: the annotation of a GenBank genome assembly
AUGCAUCUGAGGGCAUUCGUUCAGACAUCGCAGGAUCACCGAUUUGGCUCGAGCGCCAGCGCACUGAGAGAGCAUGUUCAGGCCAUUCAAGCCUGCCGGCGGUCCCAACUCUGGCACAGUGCUCUUGAUCUUUUCGCCUUCACUUCGCACCAGAGUUUGGAGGUCAACGCCGUGGUCUACACUGCAACGAUCUCGGCAUCGGCCUUGCAGCAGUGGCCAAAGGCACUGCAGCUAUUUGAGGACUUGCAGGAUCGCACUUUGGAGGCUGAUGUCAUUCUGCACAAUGCAGUCAUCGGCUGUGAUGCCGGAGAGCAGUGGAAGCUGAGCUCAUCCAUAUUCAGCAACCUUCGCUGUCGUGCUAUUCAAGCAAGUCUGAUAUCAUACAACUCCUUCAUCAGUACCUGUGACAAGGCUGGCCACUGGGAACAAGCUGCAGCUUGCCUCAUGCGUUUGGAGCGACGACUUCAAGCUGAUGCAAUCUCGUACAAUGCGAUGAUGAGUUCCUCUGGAUCCGCCAACUACUGGCAGCUUGCGGUGAACUCGUAUGCAAGGCUACGACAAGCUCAUAUCCAACCAACUCGUGUCACCUGCAACACGGCCAUCGCCAUCUGCAGGCAUUGGCAGUGGACGUUCCGCAUUCUGUCGGACGGAUCAAACAUCAGCCUCCUUCCAGAUGUUAUCUCGUAUUGCUCCGUGAUGAGUGCCUGCGAGAAAGCAGCCCUAUGGCAAAUGGCAUUGCAUCUUUUCGCAACGAUGACGGGUGACCAACUAGAGGCCACCAGCGUUUGCUACAACACUCUCAUCAGUGCCUGUGGUUCGGGCCACCAGUGGCAGAGGGCUCUCAUCUUGCUCUGCGAAUUUCUGGAGGUUUCUCUGGAGCUGGGUGCGCUGACUUGCAAUGCUCUGAUGACCGCUUUUGGCCGAGCUGGACGAUGGCAGCAUGCUGCAAACCUACUGCUCGAGAUGUCGCUGUGGCUUGUGUGUGAUGAUAUUAUCUCACACUGUGCCUGCAUCUCUGCGUUCGAGCAAAGCGGUCAGUGGGCAGGAGGCCUGGCAAUGUUGCGGACGCUGAAUGGAGCCAUGCUGCAAACGAGCACUGUGGCGUAUACUGCUGCUGCCGGAGCCUGCGAAAGAUGUGAUAGAUGGCUGGACUCCGUUGACCUUCUGUGCAGCUUGCAGCUGGCCGCGCUGUCUGCAAACAUGCCUGCCUACAGCACCGUGAUGAAUGCCUGCUCCACCGCAGGCUAUUGGCCCAAGGUGAUGCACAUCCUUCAAUGCGCCCAACGGACGGCGCUGUUGGUUGAUGUCAUUAUGCGUGGUUCUGUCUUGAGUGCAUGCCAAUCCGGCACGCAAUGGCACCUGGCAUCUUCCCUGCUGGGCUCGGAUGUGCUUGAUGUAAACUGCGUGCUGUGCGGCUGCGCGCUGGGCAGCUGCGCAAAAGCGGCGCACUGGCAGCGUGCGCAGCAGUUGAUGCGGGACGUUGGCGAGAGCGCAGUCGAGGCCAACGCGCAUCUUGGCAAGCACUUCCAGGGCAGCUCAAAGAGUCAUUUCACUCGGCCAUUUCUUACAGCAUUGCAAUGCAAGCCAGUGGACAUCUUCCGAAUCGCUGGCCACAUGCAGUCAAUGUCUUCGACUCUCAGCAGUGGGCUGGUGAUUCAUGCUGGACUGCUAGCCUCGGCCAUGAGUCCGUCAUGGCAGAAGGUCUUUGUGCUGCUGUCUUUGCUAAGGCUUCAGGCACUUCGCAUCAGCACCAUUCUCGCUGGCACUGCCUUGGCAUCACUCGCGUCACAUGGGUCGUGGUGGCAGGCAUGCGGCCUUUUCCAAGGCUGUACAACCCAAGAUCUCGAAGCCAACUUGAUCUUUAUGAACACGCUUAUUGGUGCCACCGGGACACAUUGGCUUCGCGCUCUUGACAUUCGUUCUCAUCUUUCCCAGCAGAAGAGGAGUUUGGUCACCCACAGUGCCAGCAUUUCCUGUUGCGAUGCUGCCGGCAUGUGGGCGCAAGCGUGUCUACUGCUGGAAGAAGCAAGCUGGAGCCGCUGUUGUCUUGAUGUUGUUGUGAUGACAGCAUGGCAGCAGGCUGUCCAGCAGCUGCUGCAAUUGCAGGCACGCAGCUGCAUCCUCAACCGUAUCCCAACGAGCACAGUCAUCAGUGCUUGCGAGAAGGCCGCUUGUUGGGUCGUCGCUCACUCGCUGCUUCAAAGAUGUCGCUGCUCCACCAUGGAGUUUGACAUUGUCUUGUGCAGCUCGUGCAUCAGUGCAUGCGAAAAGGGCAAGCAAUGGCGAAGGGCGCUGUGGCUGCUGGAUGUUAUUCAAGACAUGCUGCUUGAAGCCAAUCCCAUUACUUUUGGGGCGGCCAUCAGUGCCUGCGAGGUUUGUGACCAGUGGCAGCGUUCUUUACACCUCCUCGAAGACAUGCAAGCUCGCUGCCUGCGUGCCAACAUCAUCACUUUCAAUGCAAUAGUCAAAUCGUGUGAACGAGCAAUGAAGUGGAACGAAGCUGUGCAGCUUCUCCGACUUGCACAAGGGGGAAUGUUGCAGCCGAAUAUCAUAACGUAUAAUGCAGCUCUGGCUGCAUGCAGUUGUGCAAGUAAGUGGGACCAAGUGCUCACGCUCUAUCUCGAGCUUUGUGCCAGCGAGCUGAAUCCUGAUUCAGUGGCCUAUGCUGCCGUGAUCAGCGCCUUUGAAUUCAUGGACCUCCAGCAGGUCCCGCCAGUGUUAUCAAAGCUGGAUUCCCUUGGCAUAUUGCGCAGCAGGUUGGCCACCAGACUAGACGCCGCAGCUCUUGAAAAUAGACCCUGCUGA